Messenger RNA from Hydractinia symbiolongicarpus, 1392 nucleotides. RefSeq names its product pleckstrin homology domain-containing family A member 7-like. The transcript has 10 exons. Gene Ontology annotation, biological process: signal transduction. Lineage: Eukaryota; Metazoa; Cnidaria; Hydrozoa; Anthoathecata; Hydractiniidae. Gene Ontology annotation, molecular function: SH3 domain binding. The record is from RefSeq and is a predicted model, not a curated record. Bases 76 to 1011 code for a protein of 311 amino acids.
AUUUUUAACUAUCUUUGUUAUUGUAGAGUAAUGAGCAAGUAAAAUCGAAAGAGAUUAUAGCAGAAGUAUAAUAUUAUGUCACUUCAACUAUUACUUGAUCAUGGAGCUGCUGAACAAAUAAUGACUGCCAAACCAAGUUGUAGUGGUUGGUUGAAUAAGAGAAACAACAGUGGGAGAGUGCAGCCUCGCUUUUGCAUCAUUGUGCGUGGUUACUUUCUGUAUUACUUGGAAGAAACCAGUAAAAAACCAAGAGGAGGGUUUACCCUGGCUGGUUACAGUGCAUCUCCUGCGGUACAUGAUCCAAGGUUUAGAUAUGCGUUUGUUAUAGAAUGUAAACAAUUUAGCCAUCAGCGGGAUUAUUUCUUCGCUGCAGAUAAUGAACGAGACCAAAGGUACUGGAUGUAUUAUACGAAUAAAGAAGCAAAAUUGAACUAUCCUGACAUUCAAACCACACAUGUUCAUGAUUGGAUACAAGUCACACAAAAAGAUGCGGAAAAGACACAAAAUCAAUAUGAAUAUACGAAGCCACACCCACCUGAAAUUAAAAAAGAUGACGUAAUGGUGGAAAUACCGACAAAAAAUUCUCCACAAUUGCCACACAGAAAAAAGAAUGGAAAACAGCACGUGGAAAAGGAUAUGGUUGGUUCACAUCCGCCUGCUAUUCCUGAUAAUGACUACCUCAAACUGUUGCCAGAGAUUAAGAUCAAUGAAAAGAUGCAAAGAAAUGAAGCUGAAAAACUGCUUGUUGAAAAUGGUAGAGCUGGUGUGUAUAUUGUGAGAAAUAAUGGGAAAGACGUGUCGAAUGUGUUGAGUGUUUACACUGGCUCAAGUUGCAAGCACUACAUCAUUUUUUGUAGAGAGAAUCAAAAAUUUCUACACGAUGUACCUGAGCCUAAAUUUCACGAACUUUCAGAUUUACUAAGGUAUUAUAGCCGUAACAAAUUACCUACUUGCGACGCAAGACUUUCGCAGCCUCUCAUGGAACUUUAUAGUGAUUACGGUGAGUCAUAAAUAAAAUGGCAGAGGAGUUGUUAAAAGGGGUACAGUUAUUUGGGAAAACGUCAGCUGAAGUUUGGACCACGUGGCGAAUUUUAAAGAUGAACAUGUAUAUAUGAUUAAGUUGUAAAAUACUGGAAUCUAACUUGAUGUAAAUAAAAAUUAAGAAAUAGCUAUUUAUUAUAUUUUUAGCUUUUUUUUAUUUUAUAAUUUUAAAUCUUGUCAGUGACAAUUUUUGUUUUGUAAAUAUUUAUAUUUUUUUAUUUUUUGCAUUUUUAUGUGAUUAUAUCUUAUUUUUACUUAUGUUUGCAAGUUUUCACCACUUUUUGUAGCUAAUUAUUUUUUAUGGACAAUUUAGAGUCGAAAUCGAAUAGAAAUAUCAAACAAUUUAUAAAA